Crotalus tigris (Tiger rattlesnake) is the source of this 3098-nucleotide messenger RNA. RefSeq lists its product as uncharacterized. The record is from RefSeq and is a predicted model, not a curated record. The transcript has 3 exons. Lineage: Eukaryota; Metazoa; Chordata; Lepidosauria; Squamata; Viperidae. Bases 1633 to 2430 code for a protein of 265 amino acids.
UUUGCCAUCACUGGUCUAUGAUGUUGCAGUCUAUAUUUCCAGUCUCUCACUAUAUCAGGACCAUCUGUAAGAAUAGGGAUGAUAAAAGGCACAAGAAUAGCCAUGUCCAGGCAAUGAAAGACCCACCUCUUUUUUCACCUGUAUUAAUUGGUCACAGAUACCAACUCACAGACCCACCUGCACUCCUUAGUACCUGUGGAUCUGCAAGGGGGACCAAGUGUUAUCGUUACAUUACGUCAUUACACAAGUGACUUUAAGUUGAAGUCUUUAUUUACAGCAGGGGUCUUCAAACUUGGUCCUUUUAUGACUUGUGGAGUUCAACUCCCAGAUUUCCACAGCCAGGUAAGCUGGCUGAGGAAUUCUGGGAGUUGAAGUCCACAAGUCAUAAAAGGGCCAAGUGUGAAGACCCCUAAUUUACAGUUUAUGAUCAGAUGCAAACAAAUCCUACUUGUUAUUCUCCAAUUAUACCUUUAACCGCCAUCUCAUCUUGGAACUUUUGAUUAAUACACAGUUGCCUCACUACCCAGACCUCUUUUUAUUGUAUUUUUUGCACAUUGGGACUACUCUACAAACGAGGCAAGUUAUGCAAUAAUUAAUUGCAUAAUUACACAGUUUGUACGAUGACCUGUGAUAUCAUAGUGGCUUCUCUCAGUUGUCUCCGCCAUAAUAAUUUUGCACUGGAUGUCCACUGGCUUUUCAUGAUAUGGCUAACUGUAGACAGGAUGUAACUGGAAUCCACAAACUGAUGCAGUCAUCAUUUACCACUUCCUUUGGAGAGGCCUGGUUUUUGCAGCCUGGAUUGGUUUUUGCUGAUUAAAAAUAUAUAUUAAAUAUCUGUGUGCUUUGCAUGUAGCUAGGAUACAGGCUGAACCAUCUGACCUUAUCUGAUACUAAGAGACAGAAAGGAAAUGAUUCAGCUCAGCAAUUCCUGCUCCAGUAGAAUUGUUGUGGAAAAUUCUCCUCAGCCUAAUAUAUAUUCACUGCCCAUUGCUUUUUAAAGGUGAGGUUUAUGUUUAAAACUAUUUCUGAAGUCCCUUUUGUCCAUCAACACUCUGGAUCAAUGACUGAACUACAGCAAUUGCUAUAUCUGCCAAGCAGUAGGAGGAAAAAAAAGUAUAACAUUUAAUUUAUACGAAGAUUCCUCACUUGAGAGUGGAGCAGUGGUGGGAUUCAGCUGGUUCGCACCACUUCAGCUGAACCGGUAGCUAAUUUUUUGUUGCCCAGGCCCGGAAGUGGCAUCCAUACAGAGAACCAGUUGUUCACAUAUUUGAAUCCCACCACUGGAGUGGAGUGUCAUGUUAUCUACUCCCAAGAACAGGACAGAGAGCCAUUUUGGUGCAACGAUUAAAAGCAGUGGAUUAGAAACCAGAAGACUGCAAAUUCUAAUCCCAUCUUAAGUACAAAGCCAACUGGAUGACUUUGGGCCAGUCACUCUCUCUCUCUCUGCCCUAGGAAGAAACCAAUCGGAAACCGCUUCUGAAGAAUGUAGCCAAGAAAACUGUAGCCCAGGCAGUCGCCGGAAGUCAAAAACUGACAGGAGGAGGAGGAGGAAGAGAAGCAGAAAGAGAAGAAAUAUGUAAAUGACGAUGACACAUGGCCAAAGAAUAGGAAACCAUUUGGGAAAAUCGAGAGAUGAAAGAAAUUCUUCACGCAACACAGACGCCUAACAAGCUGUUCCCGUCACUAGUACAUAAGACUGUGUUGGAUGAUGUCCAUGACAAUGAUUUCCUUUCUAAUUCUGCCUGGCAACAGUCCCUGUGUUGCCAUGUAACACCUACCUAUGCACCUGGAUGGAGAGAAGAACCUUGCACCCCAUGUGGCUUUGUUGCAUGCAACAUAUUCAGAGGCUGGAGGGUAUCAACACAGCCAGACAACCUCAGAUUAAUCAGGUGGCCUCCUUACACUUCUGCCUUACAAGCAAAUGCAUUAAUAAUAUGGAAAGAGGGAGAGAGAGAAAUUCUUCAGGAAAACAUGCCCUUUGUGUUCUGUCUGGCUGGUGUAACAAAUGCAAUGUCAGAUAAAGGUGACCAGAGAAGGUAUACUAACAAGACUUUUCUUCCUGCUCCAGAGUGUGAUGACGUCCUUCCUUUUUUAUUUUUUGGGUUGAAUAAGAACAUAAUCAGUUCUUAUUUAUUCAUUUAUUUUGGACAUCUCUACCUCAAAAACAAACAAACAAAAGAUGAAGAUGAUGAUGAUGAAGAAGAAGAAGAAGAAGCAGCCAAGAACAUUUCCUUGCAAGGACAUCACCUACGACAGUGUCAUACGCUCUGGCAUUUAAGAAGGUUUAUUCAAUUCUGUCUGAUCUGGGAACGCAAUAUUUUUUUUAUUAAACUUUGCUUUGUAAUGAAGUUUUCCUCAUGUCUGUUUGUGAAACUACAGAGCUUUCAAGACUGGAGCAAGAGUAACACCCAUGCACACUGCCUGGUUUAGCCCUAUAAAUUCAGAGUCAGCAUUUAGGGGAAAACCUGGAAGUGACAAGUUAAGUAUAUUUCUAUAAACUUAUAUAAUAAUUAUGCUCUUGAAUCCUUUUCAGUAAGGUUAGUUGAACUGACUGUUAUGAAGACUUGGCAUUGUAAACUGCAAACCUUGUCUAUUGUUGUUAUCCCGGAAUUAAAUUUUCUUCAUUCUGAGGAAUCAAAGGAACUUUUGCACUGGUUGAUCCUAAGCUAACAACAAAAUCUCUAUACCGCUCUUUUGUCGAAAAUAGUAUUUUGGUUCGAACUGUUUUGAAGAAUUUACUUCUUAUCAGCUUUAUUUUUUAGUAUGUACGUAUAUAUUUAUGGGAUUUAUUUACUACCUAAAAUAGCCUUAAGCAAUAUGUAGACAAAUAAUAGAAUAAGAUUAGUGGCCACGCAAUUAAUAAGCACUAAUACCUUUAGUAAAAUUGAUAUAUUGUUGUUCUAAUUACAAAGCAGCUUGAAAUCAAAACCUUUGGGUUUUUCUUUUAAUCUGUCCCCUUGUGAUUCAUUGUAGGCAAAGGUGAUGUAUAAAUUGCAGGAGAAUAAUUACAAGCAGGACUCAAGCAUGCUUAUAAUAUUCCAAUUCAUUCCUUAUGGCCCAUGAUUAGAACACAUGUAUAGCUCUAAUAGUAUAGCUAA